Meleagris gallopavo (turkey) is the source of this 2427-nucleotide messenger RNA. Lineage: Eukaryota; Metazoa; Chordata; Aves; Galliformes; Phasianidae. The record is from RefSeq and is a predicted model, not a curated record.
UAAAGAACCUACAGAAUGAAUUUAGUGGCCAAGCAUGCUCAAUGGCUUUACGUGUAUUCAAUCGUCUUUCCUCAGAAUGCAAUCACAGCGUUACACUGGUCACCCCUUGUGAAAGAUCUGAUUGUAUCUGGUGAUGAAAAAGGGGUAAUUGUUUGUUACUGGCAUAGCAGAAGUGACAGCCAGCAAUUCUUCCCAGAGCCUCGGACAAUUUUUUGUCUCACUUGUUCUCCUCAUCAUGAAAACCUGGUAGCUAUUGGCUACAAGGAUGGCAUGGUGGUUAUAAUUGAUAUCAGCAGGAAAAAAGAAGUUCUUCAUCGGCUAAGAGGUCACGACGAUGAAAUUCAUUGCCUGGCCUGGUGUCCUGUACCUGGCGAAGGAAGGUUACCUGCUUGGCAAGAUGAGCUCCAAGAAGAAGGUGACGUUCCAAACGGGGAGCUUAAACAAGAUACAGCCAUGAAGAAAAGUUGUUACUUGGCUUCAGGAAGCAAAGAUCAGACGAUACGAAUAUGGAGCUGUACUAGAGGCAGAAGUAUAAUGACUCUGAAGUUGCCACCCACAAAGAGAAGAGGUGGAGCUGUUGACCCUGCUGUUAAAGAGCGUAUUUGGCUCACCGUUCACUGGCCUUGUGGUCGUCCCACAGAAAUUGUAUCCAGCUCUUUUGGAGGAGAACUGCUACACUGGGAUUUGACCCAACCUGGAAAACGCAAGUGGACACUUUUGGGAUCUUCAGAAGGACAAAAUCACUCCCGUAUUGUUUUCAAUCUGUGUUCCCUGAAGCAUCAAGACAAAGAGCUGCUUUUUUCCAUUUCAAUGGACAGAGAUGUAAAGUGUUGGGACCUAUCAACUCUGGAUUGUAGCUGGACAAUGCCUUCACUUGGGGGAUUCGUCUAUAGUCUUGCUUUCUCCCCUGUGGACCCAGGCUGUCUUGCCAUUGGUGUUGGAGACAGCAUGAUCCGUGUAUGGAAUACUUUGUCUAUCAGCAAUAUCUAUGAUGUUAAAACCUAUUGGCAAAGCAUAAAAUCCAAGGUUACAGCACUGGCGUGGCAUCCAACUAAAGAAGGUUGCUUGGCUUUUGGAACAGAUGAUGGAAAAGUUGGCAUAUUUGACACAUUAUCUAGCAGUGCUAAGAAUAAGCCACCUCAGAUCUCCAGUACUUACCACAAGAGGACUGUAUACACAUUAGCCUGGGGACCUCCAACUCCUCCUCUAUCUUCCGGAGAAGAAGGUGAGCAUCCCUCUGUAACUUUAUAUAGUUGUGCUGGAGAAGGCAUUGUUUUUCAACACAAUCCUUGGAGACUUAGCGGAGAGGCAAAUGACAUCAACAAAACCAUCAGAGACACUAAUUCAAUCAAACACAAACUGCCUGCACGUACAGAGAUCAGCUGGAAACCAGAUGGUAAACUCUUGGCCCUUGGCAAUGAAGAUGGGUCAAUUGAAAUAUUUCAGGCUCCAAGCUUGAAGUUGCUCUGCACUAUCCAGCAGCAUCACAAAUUGAUUAAUGCUAUUCGGUGGCAUCAUGAGCAUGGGAGCGAUCCAGAGUUGAGUUACUUGAUAGCUUCAGGCUCAGUCAAUGCCAUUAUCUAUGUGCAUAAUCUGAAGAGUGUCAUAGAGAGCACUUCAGAAAGUCCUUUGACAAUAACAGAGCCUUUUCGAACUCUAGUAGGACACACAGCAAAAGUCACAAGUCUUUCUUGGAGCCCCCACCAUGAGGGAAGAUUGGUAUCAGCUUGCUAUGAUGGCACUGCACAGGUAUGGGAUGUUAUGAAGGAAGAGCCUCUCUGCAACUACCGAGGGCACCAGGGCCGGCUGCUGUGUGUCCAGUGGUCACCGGUGGACUCAGAUUCUGUUUAUACUGGAGCUGAUGAUUUCUCUGUUCACAAGUGGCUCAUCUCAAAGCAGGAGCAUACACGGCCCCCUCAGGGCAAAAAAAGUAUAGAAUUGGAGAAAAAAAGAAGUAUCCAACCAAAAGUAAAAGCCAAGAAGAAGAAAAAGCCUGUAGGAAAGAGUCCAACCAAGCAGGAUCAAGGCGAUGCCAUGAAUGGAGAUGAGAGCAUGAAGGAUACAUUGCUAGAGGAAAAUGGAGUGUCUGACCAUGAAGGAGAAAAAGAAGCUCAGGAGACAGAGUUGUCCAAUAAAGAUUGCAUGGCUGUGCCCAAGGAUACAUCUUUACCUGCAUAUGAUUACUCUUCAUUCAGCUCAUCAAAGCCUUUUGUAACCCAGAAAGCCACUCCUGUGAAAAAGGAUCCACCUAAAGAGAAACCAGCUCCUGAUGCCUCUCUGAAGAAGAGGAAACCUCGCUCUCUUUUACCCUUCAGCACAUCCAUGGAUCACAGAUCAAAAGAUGAAUUGCAUCAGGAUUGCUUGAGGCUGGCAACGUGUCUGAAAACCAAAGGUAUCAGACUUAAACUGUAGCUUCCCCUCUCUGAU